Messenger RNA from Naegleria lovaniensis, 3066 nucleotides. RefSeq lists its product as uncharacterized. The transcript has 3 exons. The record is from RefSeq and is a predicted model, not a curated record. Gene Ontology annotation, biological process: DNA repair. The coding region runs from base 1 to 3066 and encodes 1021 amino acids. Gene Ontology annotation, molecular function: methylated-DNA-[protein]-cysteine S-methyltransferase activity; NAADP-sensitive calcium-release channel activity. Gene Ontology annotation, cellular component: membrane. NCBI's taxonomy places the organism in Eukaryota, Heterolobosea, Eutetramitea, Acrasida, Naegleriidae.
AUGUCACCAGCAACAUCACCCACAUCGUUCCAACAAAAAGUUUAUGCAGCGUUGAUGCAAAUUCCUAAAGGAAAAGUCACAACAUAUGCUCUCCUUGCACAAUAUAUUGAUUGCAAUUCAAGUCAGGCCAUUGGACAAGCAUUAAAACGAAAUCCUUAUGCUCCUGCAGUUCCUUGUCACCGUGUCAUCAAAUCUGAUUAUAAAGUUGGUGGUUUUAUGGGAGAGACUGUGGGAGAAGAAAUUGAAAGAAAGUUAUCACUGCUCAAGGAGGAAGGUGUUUUAUUUGAUUCCAAACAUGUACUCAUCGACAAGUCGUUGAUAUUCGAUUUUUCAGAUUGUGAACAAGUUGAAUUUUCAAAGCCUACAGGAAACAUCAUGAUGCAACUCACAAAGAAGAUUAAAAAGAGUAGUCUCUACCGAAAGUUGGUGCCCAAGAUUCCGAUAAGAGAAGAGCUCCGAUUGAGUGCUUGGCAGAAAUUCAUAAAGUAUCGACGUUUUCCGUUUAAAUUCUGCACCCACAUGCUUCUACUCAUACUAGUAACAACUCAACUCUUUUUAUUUGCAGGCAAUAGAGAGGACUACCUUUCGAAUGCAGGAAAAAUCAUUGCUAAUAAUUUUCUUCCUCAAGGAUAUCUUUCUUUGAAGGAUGCCAAAACAGGAUUUAAUACUUUUUAUUUCGAUGAUUGUGAGGACAUUGUGAACCAUAUUGGAUGGACUGUGAAUCAAUAUUAUGAUUUGAAAGAAAGAGCUCCGACGUAUUUAGAGUUUGCAGCCAGAGAUGGUAGCGGUUCAUUUGUUUUAGGCAAUUCAAAAUCCGUUGCUAGCUCGAAUUCCAAAUUCAACGUGGAGAAACUGUCCACAGACAACAGCAAGGCGAAAAGUAACGAGGAAACCAAAAGACAAUUAGCUCUCCAGCAAUUGUUUGAGUCUAGAAAUCAUGCACCAACAGCAUUAAUGGAUACUAAACUAAAUUAUUCUUCUCCCAUUGAAAUGAUAAUCACAAGAUAUCAAAACAUUACUUAUCCUAUUGACGAUUAUGUGAAGAGGUUGAACAAGGAUAUAACAAGUGCAACAUUUUUCCUCUCUAAAAACGAUACAUAUGGACCCUUUAAGCAAUACGUUCAAGCAAGUGAGAGAACUGCUCAAAAAACAGCUGCUACCGACCAAGUGGUGAUUAUUGACAGAGAGGGAUUGCAAAAGUACAUGUUCAGUUUUACAGAAAUGACUUUGAAAUUUACUUACAAGAAUAUUUACACGAAGGGUAUUUUCCCCGAAUUACUGAUUUGGGAUAUUACAUUGAGAUACGAUUUUGCAACAGGAGCAGGAAUAGUGCCUGUCACUCUAAGCUAUGAUGUUGGCCUGGGCGCAGAAACUACAAAAGAUAUUUCAGUUUCUGUUCUAUCAUCCCCAUUGACUUGGAUUUCUUUACUUAUAAUAAUGUUGUCCUUAUUUUCAUUGUUCUUAAUUGCACGUGCUUUUUACAGGUCAUUCAAAUUUAUUAGAAAAGCCAUGAAAAAGGAUAGAAGUAUUUUCCAAUUAGUUUAUCAAGAAAGUAAUGACAACUUGGAUGAACCACAGAGCGAGCCAGCAGUCAACGAAUCUACUCCUCUUGUUAGUAUUAAUUCAACACCACCAACAAAGCCUGUUGCCGUCAAAUCUUCUUUAUUGAAGCGAUAUGACAAUGAUAUUUUUAAUGAUAGUUUCACAGGAAGCGCUGUAAGCGGUAUGACUUUUACAAGUCAAUAUUAUCAGCAAAUGUUGGAACAACACAAAUCAGAAUUACAUGAGUUGCAAGAGGAUGACGACAAGGAUGUUCAAGAUUCCUUGUUAAAAACUGCAAACACAAGAAAAGCUCAUAGUCCUGGAAUUCCAAGUAGAAUUGUUACAGGAGAGAUUGGUAAUCCAAGCGCAGACCAAAUUGCUGCGGCAUCCCAAAAAAUGGGAAUGAAUUUCAAGCCUGACCUUAAACACAAGCUCAAGUUCUUUAACCCGUGGCAUAUUCUGGGAAUUAUUUCCAACGUAUUAUGCCUUGUUUCAAGUGCCAUGGUAUUUGCCAAUGUUGCUUACCAAUACUUCUCGUUGGAUGCAACAAAUAUCCUACUUGGUUUGAGCUCAAUAUUUGUAUGGGCAAAUAUUGUUCAAUACCUUUCACACAGCCCUAAAUUUUACGUUCUCAUCAAGGCCUUAAGAAAAGGUUUACCAAAUAUUGGACGAUUCAUUAUUGGUGCUGCUCCAUUAUUAAUUGGCUACGCUCUUUGUGGUAUGGUGUUAUUUGGCUCUUACACUUCCAAUUUUCAAGGAUUCCAGAAUUCUAUUGUCACUCUCUUCUCAGCAGCCAAUGGAGACUCCCUCAUUGACGUGUUUUCAUCCCUCUACGGACAAAAUAUUGUUAUUGCCUACUUUUCUAGACUUUAUCUAAUUACCUUUGUUUGCCUCUUUACUUACAGUGUUAUCAACAUUUUCAUUCUCAUCAUGGAGGAUGCUUACUUUAGCGUAAAAGAAAAUAAUAUGAAAAAGGAGGCUGCAGAAGCAGCUGCUAAAGCUAUCGAGGAGUUUAAGAAAAGUCAUACGAAUCAUGGUGAUGAUAAUAAUGAGGACAAUAGUACAAACAUGCUUGGACAUCACUCAGAUACCAUGAGCAAAGGCAAAAUAGCUCAGCAAACAGAUGACGUCGAUGACGAUAUGGAAAGACUUCAACAAGAACGAUUCAAAAUUGAUGAGUUGAUCAACUUGUUGAGCGAACUGAGAAGUGGUCAACUUCUUGGCGAUCCAGACGACCAAGAUCCUCAAACAAUUAUUCAACAAAAGAGAUUAAGUGAAAAACUUACUCGACUGUUGGUUAAUCGAAACCUUAAGAAGAUUCGACGAAAGAAGAGUACUGGAGAAGAGCCUUACAAAACCAUUCUUAGUAGUUCAUUCAGGAAGGAACCAACUGGAGGAGAUGAACCAAGAAAGAAAAAGGAAACCAAGUUCAACUUGGAUCUCAACGAAUCUAUUGAUGAUGUCUCUAUUAUCGAAGGGGAUGACGAUGAUGAUCUGGGCUCUCCACCAACACCAAGAAAUUAA